UUCCACCAGUUAUUCCCCCAGGAAUUGUUUCAGGGACUCCUCCAGAAAUUCCUCCUAAUUCUUCCAGAAGAUUCCUUCAGAAUUCCAUCCAGGAAUUUCUCCAGGGUCUCCUCGAGGAAUUCCUCCAGGAAUUUUGCAGGGCAUUUUUUCAGAAGUUUCUCUCAAUCCAUCCAGUAAUUAAUGCAAGAAUUCCUCCAAAGAUUCCUCCACGAAUUCCCAAAGGAAUUCCUCCAGGGAUUCCUUCAGGCAUUCCUCCAGGGGUGUGAAGAAUUAGCAAUAAGUUAAAAUUCACAAAUACAAAGAAAUUAAAAAAAAAAUUCCUCCAGGACUUUAUCCCGGAAUUUCUCCAGGAACUCCUCUAGGUGAUACUCCAGAAAAUACCCCUAGAAUUUUUUCAGGAAUUCCUCCAACAAUUUCUCUAGGGAUUGAUCCGGGAAUUGUUUCUGGACAUCCUUCAGAAAUUAUGUCAGAAAUUUCUCUAGGAAAUUUUCCAAGAUUACCCUCAAGAAUUUUGCACGGACUCCUCCAGGCAUUCAUCUAAGAAUUUCUCCUGAGAUUCCUUCAUGAAUUGCUUCAGGGAUUUCUUCACCAAUUCCUCCAGAGAUUUUUUCAGGGAUUCCUCUAGGAUUCCUUUGAAUAUUCUUCCAGAAAAUUCUCCAGAAAUUCCUUUUUUCCAGCAAAACCGCUAGGGAUUUCAUAAGAACCUUUUCCGGGAAAUUCGCCAGGAAUACCUUCAGGAAUUUUUCAUGGAUUCCUCCAGAUACUCCUCCAGGAAUUCCUCUAGAGAUUUCCCCAGGGAUUUCAUCACAAAUCCCUUCAAGGAUUUCUCCAGGGAUUUCUUCAGGAAUUCUUUCGAGAAUUUCUAUAGGAAUUCCUCCAAAAAUUUCGCUAGAAAUUCCUCCAGGAUUUUCUCAAGGGUUUUUUUUUCAGAAAUAUAAAAAUAAUAUACAACUCCCAGAAUUCCUCUGGAGAUUCCUCUAAAAACUUAUCCAGUUAUUCUUUCAUGAAUUCCUCUAGAAAUUCCUCUAGGAACUCCAACGGGCAUUCCUCCAAGAUUUUAUCCAGGAACUUCUCCAGGAACUUCUCCAGGAACUCCUCCAGGAAAUACCACAGGAAUUGCAUCCUUUAGAAACUGUGUCAGCAAUUCCUCUAGGGAUUCUUCCAGGCAUUUCUCCAAGAAUUUCUCUGGAUUUCCAUCAGGGAUUGCUUCAGGAAUUACUCCAGAGAUUUUUCCAUGAAUUUUUCCACGGUUUUUUUCAGGGAUUUUCCCAUGGAUUCCUCCAGGAAAUCCUUCGAAGAUACCACUGGGAAAUCCUCCAAAAGUUCCUCCAAGGAUUCUUCCAGGAAAUUCUCUAUGGAUUUCUUCAGAAAUUAUUCCAGGUAGUUGAUUGAUUUAGCUAUAUCAGAAGAAUAUAGAAGCCCUAGGCUGGUUCGUAUCUUUCCAGGAAGUUCUCCAGGAAUACCUUCGUGAAUUUAUCAUGGGUUCCCUUAGGUAUUCCUUCAGCGAUUUCUCCACAAAUUUCUUCAAGGAUUCCCCCAGAGAUUCCUUAAGGAAUUCCUUAGAGGAUUUUACCAGGAAUUCCGCUAGAAAUUCCUCCAGAAAUUCCUCAAUGGAUAUUGUUCAGAAAUAGAAAAAUUACAGAAAAAUAAAUAUAAAUCUCCCAGAAUUCCUCUGGAGAUUCCUCUAGAAACUCAUCCAGUAAUUCUUUCGAAAAUUGUUUCUAGGAACUCUUCCAGCCAUUCAUCCAGGAUUUUAUCCAGGAAUUUCUCCAGGAAAAACACCAGAAAUUUCAUCAGGAAUUCCUCCAGAAAUUGCUCCUGGACAUCCUACAGAAAUUAUGUCAAGAAUUCCUCGGGAAAUCCUCUAAGGAUUUAUUCAGAGAUUCUUCCAGAAAUUUCACCAUGACUACUUUCAGGAAUUUUUCAGGUUUUCCUCCAGACAUUCCUCCAGGAGUUCUGCCAGAGAUUCGUCCAGGGUUUGCUUCAGAGAUUUCUCCACGAAUUUCUCCAGAGAUAUUCCCAUAGAUUACUCCAGGGAAUCCUCCAUAAAUUCCUCCAAGGGUUCUUGAGAAUCCUAGUGGAAUUUCUCAAGUGAUUUUUUCAGAAAUUCUCCAGCAAUUCCUCCCAGAAUUGCUUUGGAGAUUUCUCCUGGAUUUUUUCUAGGGAUUACUCCAAGAAUUUAUCCAGAAAAUUUCUCCAGGAAUUCUUGCUGGGUCUUAUCCAAGAUUUUUUUCAGGAAUUACGCCAGGAAUUUGUUCAGAAGUUUCUCCAGGCAUUCCUCCAGGAUUAUCUCUAGAAAUUUUCCCAGGAAUUGCUUUAGUGAUUCUUCCAGGAAUUCCUUCAGGCAUUUCUUGAAGAAUUCCUCCAAAGAUUCCAUCUGAAAUUUCUCAAAUAUUUCCACUAGGAAUUCCUCAAGAGAUUUCUUUUGAAAUUUUUCUAUGGAUACCUCCCAGAAUUCCUCCAGGAAUUUCUCCAGAAUUUCGUACAAGGAAUCCUUCAGGAAUUGAUCUAGGAUUUCUUCUAGGAUUUCCUCAUGAGAUCUCUUCAGAUAUUUCUCUAGGUAUUCCUCCCAUAAUUAAUACGGGAAUUCAUCCAGGUAUACAUCUAGAAUUAUUCCAGGGAUUCCUCCGGGAAUUCCUCUGGGAUUUUUUUACAGGGAUUCUACAAGGCUUCCUCCAGGCAUUUCUGUAGGAAUUGCUCCAGGAAUUAAUCCAUGUGUUUCUUCAGGGAUUUAUCCAGAAAGUUUUCCAUGGAUUGCUCCAUGAAUUCCUCAUGGAUGAUUUCUUCAGGCUUUUCUCUCAGGUUCGCUUUAAGAAUUCAUUUAGGAGUUCCGUCGAAAAUUUCCGAAGUCCUUCUAUCAUCUUUUCAGUGAAGUACCCAAGAACUUCUCCAGGAUUACCUGAUGAUUUAUUUUAAUUUUUCGAGAUUUUCUGGAAGAAUUUUUUCAGCGAAUAGUAUUGGAAGACAAUUUGAAAAGGAUUUAUACAGGAACUAAGAAAUUCUUAGCUAGUCCUCAAAAGAGUUCAGCUAUAAUUUCUCAUGAAUGUUUUGUAGAUAUUAACAAAAAAAAUCAGAGCAAAAUAAUGCACGAGUAAAUAAAAAUCCUUAAUCUUCCAGGAAUUGGCCACCGCUACCAGAAACACGUUGAUUUUUGUAGAUCUCUUUAUAACGUAUUGCGCGCAAAGUACAACAGAGUGACUGCUGAAGGGUUAAAUAAUGUCUUUAGAAUAUAAUAUUAUUAUAUCCAAUUUCAUCAUAUUGCGUUUAGUUAUGAACGUACUAGGUACAAAUUUGCUAAGGGGGCUUGCCCCCCCCUGACCGAAAAGCUGGCUACGCCCUUGUGCACAACAUUGCUGAUGUAACUAACAAACUACAAAAAAUACAGAAAACUACGAUUUUUUUUAGGAAAAAUAUACAAUGCUGUUAUAAUUUCAAAUUGUCAAUAUUCCAUAUAUUUGCGUAUUUAUCUAAAAUAUAUUUGCAGAACAUUGUUGACAUUAUUCGGGCAAAAACACUACAAAAAAUCAGGAAACUACGAAUAUUUCCGGCAAAUUUAUAAUUUUGUAAUAACAUAAGAUUGACAUAAUUCUGGUCAAAGAGCUACAAAUAAAUCAGAAACUAUUAAUUUUUCAAAAAAAAUACAAUUUUUGCAAGUUGAUCUCAAUUUCUAAUUCAUUUUAUGAUUUAAAAAUAUUUGCGUUGUACAUUCAAAACAUCUUUGGUUAACCAUAUUGAUAUAGGGUAAUUGUUCCCUUCGUUGUGGUAGUACCUAAUGUUGCGGUAGUGGCGUUUGAGCACUUUUUCGACUGAAAUGUUACCAAAAGGCAUUUUUAAUAGAUGUAUUAUGCUUUAAUAAUGAGAUUGCACUUUUUGUGUGCCUAAGAUUUGCCCAAAAAUCUAUUUAAAAAAAAUAUUUUCCUUAAUAUUUCUGCUGCAGUGUUCCUAUUGUUGCGGUAUCCCAUAUGAUUUCAAUGGGAUACCGCAACAUUAGGAACCGAAAUUAAAUUUUACCUCCAUAAUAGAAACAGUGUGCCUAUUGUUGUGGUAUGCGAUUUUUGAUCGAAAACAGAGAGAAACGAUAGUUUUCAUAUUUUUCCGGGCAAAUUUGGAUAGAAAACUACCUACUAACGUUUUGAAACCCUUUAUUAGAUAAAAAGAUCAUAUUUUUUUAAACUAAUUUACCUUAUUACCACAACGAUCGGCACACUUACCCUAGUUCUGAUCGAAAAACAACGAAAAAAUCGGAAAAAUACAAAUUUUUCGAGAAAAUUAUACAAUUUCGUUAUAACUUCAAAUUGAUCUCAGUAUUUCAUACAUUUAUGAAUGAAAAAAAUCCAAAUUUUUCCGAAGCAAAUUUGCAAACCAUUGUUUAUAUUAUGCUAGCUAAAGCACUACAAAAAUUAAGAAAAUUUCAAAAUUUUCCGAAAACAUACAUUUUGAUUAUAACUUAAAAUUGAUCUCAGCAUCCCAUACAUAUUAUGAUUUCAAUAUACAUAGUUGCACAUUUAUACAGAACAAGUAUUUUUAAAACUCGUAGUUUUCUGAUUUUUUGUAGUUCUUUGGAGAGAAAUCUAUCAACAAUAUUCUGCCAACUUGUUUUGGAUAAAUACGCAAAUAUUUUAAAAUCAUAAAAUGUAUGGGUAAUUAAAAUUAAUUUGAUGUUAUAUCAAAAUGGUAUACUUUUCCUAUAAAAUACGUAGUUUUCUGAUUUUUUUGUAGUUCUUUGAAGAGAAAAAUAUCAACAGUGUUUUGAGAAUUCGUUCCUUAGGUAUAUGCGCACAUUUUGAAAUAAAAAAAAUACAUUGGUCAUCGCGACCAAUCGCGACCAAUAAUAAUCUACAAAUUUGUUCUGGAUAUAUACGCAAAUAUUUUAAAAUCAUUAAAUGUAUGGAAAUUUGAAAUUAGUUUGAAGUUAUAACAAAAUUGUAUAUUUUUCCUGAAAAAUUCAUAGGUUUAUUGAAUUUUUUGUAGUUCUUUGAUGAGAAAAAUAUCAACAAUGUUCUGAGAAUUUCUUCUUCAUACGCAUAUACGCGCUCAUUUUAAAAUUGGCCAUCGCGAUAACUUUGAAGUUACAAAAGAAAAUAUGGUUUUCUCUGUAUUAUACGUUGUUUUCUGAAUUUUUUGUGGUUCUUUGGCCAGAUUUAUAUCGAUAAUGAUCUGAAAAAUUGUUCUGAAUAAAUACGCAAAUAUUUUAAAGUCAUAAAAUGUAUGGGAAUUCGAGAUUAGUUUGAGAUUGUAUGAUUUUCCUGAAAAAUUUGUAGUUUUAUGAAUUUUUUGUAGUACUUUGGCCAGAUUUACAUCAAUUAUGUUCUGCAAACUUGUUCUGGAUAUAAACGCAAAUAUUUUAAAAUUGGACGUUAAAAUUUUUAUAAAGGACCUGAAAUUCACUCCGAAGCGGUUUCUGUUUUGAUUUCUAGAAAAUUUAGGGCUAACUGAUCUUGAUGAAAUUUUCACCACUUUAUUUUUAUUAUAUUGUUAAUUCAUGGGCAAAUUUUCAGAUGUUUUAGAAAAGUAUCAAUAAAGUUAUAGCCUAAACCCUUUCCACAAUGAGUGUACAAGAAUCCCAAAACCUCGUUUUCUAGUGUCGGAGGUAUCUCCGCUAAUACCCAUACCAAAGUUAUAUUCAACACGUUGAAAAAAUAUCGCUUUUUGUACUCUGCAUUAGCUGGUGGUGGUGGCCAACCGCGCGAGUUACGGAAGGUUAAAGAACCCAAUUGUUAUUAAUGGUUUUUAUUUAUUUAAUUUGAAGUUUGAUCAUCAUUUAAUAGCAUCUAGUGAAAUAAUCAAUAUUUACUAAGGUAUUCGUAAUUAUGCAUUUAGUCAGGCUGCUCCAAAAACUAAAUAUGAAAAGGUUCUCUGGACAAACAGAAAGGUUUUGAGGCUUGAAAAUAUUGUUUAUUACUUACAUAUUUCACCUCCACCCCCUCGUAUUUUUGGCCAAGUCAGUCAAUAUACUUUCUUCAUAAAACUAUUAGAAUUUUUAAGUGAAAUUUGAAUCUAUUCAACAAAUACGAUGAGUUUUUCAUUUUGACAAAUUAUACAUGUCUUCUUAUUUUUUAAUCAUCUAAUUGAUAUUUUCCAUUAUACACGAGAUGGCCAACAUAUUUGGGAUAAGUAUUUUUUUUCCCUCAACAAAAAGUUCGACUAGCUGUAACUUCAGUGCUUGAAAAAUCUUUCAUAUCGACUCUUUGUCCAUAUGUUAUAUGUGCAUCAUUGGUACACAUUUGAGCUCCAUUGACUAAUCUUUCGCAAAGCUAGAACCGUUCUCGUUAAACACUAUUUUUUUGACAACAACAAAAAUUUUUGAUCUGCCAUUUCUUGGAAACUAGAAAACCGCGAAUCGAAAGUAAUUUUGAACGUUAAUCAAAAAUUAACUCAUCUUCAUAAAGCAAGUUUUGUAUUAGAAUUGAAUGAGACUAAAUGAUAUAUUUUCCAUUAAUAAAAUAUUUCAGUAAUACACAAUGACUCGUAGAUUCACAAACCAACAAAAAGCAGACUUUGCGCGAUAUUUAUUGCAACAUCCGGUCGAUUGUUUCGAUUUGGGCAUGGAUGAGUAUAUGGAAGUGUGCAGUUUGAUGAAAGUUGGGCCAAAUGCAGUGAAGAAGAAUAAGUUUGUUAAUCUCAUCAACAUGAAUCGAUUAUUAGGGGAGUUUAAGACAAACAAGGAAAAAUGGGUAAAAAUACUCAACAGCACUGCGAGUUCUACAACUGAAGAAAUCUUGGAAUUGGAUACAUUUGAAAAUCGCAACGAAAACUGCCGGUGUGAAGAUUGUUUGAGGCGUAGCAGUUGGAGUGGUGUACGAAGGUACAAGUUCAGUCAGUACGAAUAUAAAGCAACUGAAAUGCUUAUUGAAAUGCAACACGAGGAAUGGCUGAAGUAUUCAACCGUUGAUGGUCGGGGAAAUUUGAAAUUAAAACCUGGUAAGUAUUUUUUUUAUGUUCAUUGUGCUUAAAAUGUUAUACCCAUGCUUCCGUUUCCAAUUCAAAAUAUGAACUGUUGACUUUCAAUUAAAUUUAUAGGAUAUGCCGGCAUGAUCAUCAGUAGCUUGAAAAAAGCUGGAUGGCCCUGUAUGCCAGCUUGCAAAGAUAACUACUACUUGGCCACAGAAGAGUGCUUAAGAAUUGCGGUAUAUUGUACGUGGGGUGAUGAAAAUCCCUGUAAUUUGCUUCAUUUGGAUUACUAUCCGAACGACAAGCUCUGUAAUCAAGAAAAUGGAGCUAAGCGUUUUAAAGUUAAAAGCACCGAUUUACCAGUACGACACUGUACCAACACAUAUAAAGUGCCUCAGUUGCGAGGAGAAGCAAGAGCCACAGCACUAUGUGAUGCAUCAAAAAUGAUGCCAAAAGCCCACGGAAAUUAUCUAAUUGCGAAUUACGGUGAAGAUAAUUUCGUAAUGCCUCGGGAUAAAUGGCCUGUCUCGCAAUCAGUUUUAAAAAACCUUCGUGCUGAGUGGUUGAACCAAUAUCGCGUUACAUCGGACUUAAUCCAGCAACUUCUGCUGAUGUGGACAGCCGAGAAACAAAUGCCAUCAGUGCUUAAGCAGUCACAUGAAGAUUUUCGAUACUUCCAGUACCUUGCAAUCGGACCGGUCAAGCUCAUAUUAUUGUGUGACGAUCAAUUAACAAUUUUGAAGAAAGAGAAAGAAAGGUACGACGCAAACACAGCGAUGAAGCCACCGCGGUUUGCUAUUGAAAUGGAUGCAACUUCCGGUAUUUGUGCUGCUUUGAAGGGCUGCGAGGACAAAAGGAGGGAUAACUACGCUCUUGUCAGGCCAAUUCAAAUUCCGGGCGAUAACACAUCGACAAAAAUGAUCACAUCCUUCGCUGACUAUGUGAGCACUGAUCAGUCCAGCAGAAGUAUUUUCUUUUUUUUGAAUGAGUUUAAAGAAAACUUCAUUCGUAAAUUUGGAAAAAAUACAUGGCCACCAAUGAACGGUACAAUACAUUGUAAUACUGUGAAAUAUUUUGAAUUUUUAAUAUAUUUUUUUUCAUACUUAGCGAUAGUCAGCGAUUUCUGCUGGGCACAAAUUAAUGCGAUCCUCAAUCUAAGUGGGCUUGAUGUGGUGCAAUAUCUUAAUAUCAUGUAUGACUACACCUGCAAAUGCGAUGAAGAGCUGGAGAAGAGAGUUGACAGCACAAUCAUAUUAGUGUUUUUGUGCAUAACGCAUCUAUCUAAGAAUUUCCUAAAGGAUUUGGAAAAGUUGGCGGAACCAGAGGAAGUAAGUUCGUUGGGGAAUACACUAAACAGCAAAAACCACUGCGUACAUAUACAGGGGAUAGACAUAACUUGUCGAGAAGUGCAUCAAAUAUUCUCAAAUUUCUACUGUAAGUUCGUCAACUAGAUGUGUAUCAGUGGUCCAAAAUUAGAAAAGAUCGGACCAUUCUCCACGAAGCUACAAAGAAUCUUGAAAAAGGUAAAACUAUUUGAUAGCCAACUUUGAGCUAUAAUAUAUCUGGAUUCAAUAAACCGGUUGAAAUGAAAUUUCGACCAAUUAUGACUUAUAUAAUGAGCUAUGAAAAACCAUUGACUUAAAUUAAUAUUUUUAACACGGAAGAAAAUUAUAACGAUUAGAUUAUUUUUCUAAUAAAACACCAAAUUUCCCAAAAUAUCAACAUCGUUUCAAAAUUCAAGAUGCAAUUAUAGUUCAUUUAAUUCUCUCUAAUUGACUUGUAUAUAAAUGUGUUUUGAAGGAAAGUAACAACAUAGCUACCAAUAAAAGUUAUAGAAUGCAUAUUAAAAAUGGACCAACUUACUAAAGAAUCAUGAAAAAAUUAAAAUCGCUAUAAUUUUGUCUCUUGUUAAAAAUUUCAAGUUAAGUCAAAUGUUUUUCAGAAAUAAAUAUUUGUAACGGCCUUAUAUAAGUCAUAAAUGGUCAAAAUUUCAUUUCAAUCGGUUCAUUAAAUCCGGAGAUCUCAAAUUUGAACCACUGAUGCACAACUAGUUGAUGCACUCACAGUAAAAAUUUGAGAAUAUUUGAUGCUUUUUUUUCGAAAAGUUACAGCUAAUUGAACAUUUUUUAAAAAGUGAAAAUUUUGCUUGUCCCGAUCAUUUUGUCUAUCUCCUGUAGUUCUGCGUAAACAUUGCCAUCAUCAAAGCAAUAUUUGAUAUUAUAAUUCGAAAUUUCAUGAAAUAUUUUAAAAAGCAGACGGUUAUGGCUUUCUCAGCUAUUUACGCUGUUUAGUGGAUUUUUUUAAAUUAUCGUACAAAUUGGUACGAAGGUUUUCAGAAUACAAUGAAUUUUUUUUUCAGAGGUAGGGUUUAUAUACACUCCCGAUCAAAAGUUUGGGGUCACCCCCUCAAAAACAUGACAUUUGUUUAGGCCCAUAUCUCCGCCGCUUUGCGUCCGAUUUCAAAACCCUAGGUCUUAUUCGAAAGAUUAUAAGUCAGAGUUACUUUGAACAUGAUUUCGGUGAAAGUUUUUCGAACAUUUUUGUAUGUAAACUUAACCCAAAGCCAAAAAGAAUUAAAAUUGAAUUAUAGAUGACGAAGAUAACACCAAAUCAGUUUUACAUGUUUUACGACAGUGACUCCAAACUUUUUGCUGAUGAGAGGUGCCCCCAAACUUUUGGUCGAUGACAUUAGGAGGUAAUUUACUUUAUAUUUUUUUUCCUAGAUUUUUUAGCCAAGUUCGGUAAAAGCAGUUGAAAGCUUAUAGGAAAUAGGUUAUAUUGCGACUCUCAUCUUAAAGUUUGGUCGACCCAAUCUCCAACGACACUGCCGUAAGUUUAUAUUGAUUUUUUAGAAAAUUUGGCAACUUUGGGUUAAGUUUACAUACAAAUAUUUUUGAAAAACUUUCACCGAAAUCAUGUUCAAAGUUACUUUGACUUAUUUUCUUUCGAAUGAGACCUAGGAUUUUGAAAUCGGACGCAAAUUGGUGGAGAUAUGGGCCUAAAAAAUGACAUGUUUUUGAGGGGGUGACCCCAAACUUUUGAUCGGGAGUGUAUAUAUGAACAAACUAAAUUGAAAAAAAAUCAGGGUCACCCAAUUUUCCGGAAAACUUCAGGGAAAAGCAAACAUUUUCCACAUAUUCCACAUACUUAGAAAAACCAUAACUCAACAACAAAGCAUCGUAGGCACAGUUUUUUUUUUGUGAAAUCAUAAGCAAAUUUUCUCAGCAAUAAAAUAAAUACAAAAUGAAAAUUUUUUCCAAUAAAUUUUCCACUGAUGAGGAAAAUCGGUUGGAAAAGUUUAUUUCUUUUUUUAUGUCCAAUUUUAAGGAAAUUGUCCAGAUGUUUUCUUUGAAAAAUCAUAACUUAAAAAACAUCGUAGACACAAUGAAAUCGUAAACAUUUUUUUCAGUGACCCACAAAAAAUACAAAAUAAAAAUUGCUUUCCACAAUUUUUUCCACUGUUAAAGAAAAUUGGUUUGAAAAGUCGAAAAAACUAUUUACGAAAAAUUCCCAAAACAUUUUUUUGAAAGAAAUUUCAUAUGCUAUAUUCUGUGAAAUUUUCAAGAUGUGUUUUUUUUUGUGCCUGACCAAUUUUGUGGAAAUUGUCCAGAUGUUGGUUAUUAAUUUGCUCAAAAUGAUCAUUACUCAGGAAAGAAAAAACAACACAUCUUGAAAGUUUCACAGAAUAUAGCGUAUAAAAUUUCCAUCCAAACAUAUUUUUUUUAGAAUUUUUUGUAAAUAGUAUUUCCGACAUUUCUAACCGAUUUUCCUCAACAACAAUUCAUUAAAUUCUGAUAACCUUCGUACCAAUUUGUACGAUGAUAAAAAAAACCCUCAAGUCACUGUUAUUACGAUAUAUUUCAGAUCAAAACCGUUCUAAAAGUUAUUUUCGUGGCAAUGGUCCACAGCCGAGAUUAUACAGAUGUUUUAAAAUAUUUCGAAGUGAUGGUGAAAGUCUUGAGUGAUCCAGACACAGAUGUGGAACUGACGUUGAAGCAUCUCAACUAUGACGAAGCAGACGCAUUCAUGCAGCAGGCUAACGAUUGCGAAGAAAAAACCUUUGAGAAAAUGAGCGAUCCAAUUUACAAGCGGUCGCCGUUUUAUAAAGAUGCUAAGACAGUUUAUGAAAACGCAAUUGAUGGUAAAACGACAAAACAAAAUCAAAAUUUCACUUUGGAAUUUAUGAAGCAGUACAUGGCACUGGUUCCUCUGUGGACAGCCAUUUGCCAUUUACCGAAAUCAUCCUCUCAUACAGAAUUCCCAACGAAGUUCCGUUUCAACACCAACAAUAUAGAAAGUCACUGGUGUGAAGAAAAAGAAGCUUUAAGAUCUGCGGUGUUGGAUGUGGGAAAACUUCCGAUCCCAGUUGAUCGCUUUGUGAGGGCAAAAAAGGAUGAAACAAGAGCUGUAAUUAUACGUUACAGAAAUGCCAUCCCAAAAAGCAGACUGAACUGCCGGCCGAAAAGCUAUAGAAAGCCAAUUGGAAGUGAUGUCCCAAAAAGUAACUCGGAAAUGUCAGAAAAGGAUAUAGUAAAUGCCGAAUCGCAGUGGAAACGAGUUCCCAAGCGAGAUCGUACACCGCAGAACACUGGACUGGCUUCGAAACGGGCGCGCAAAAGGUUGUUCGACAGAAGUGUGGAAGACAUCGAACUCAAACCUUCAAUCAAAACCUUUAUUGAACUUAAAACAAAGCUUGAUUCAAACGCUCCAGGGAAACAAUAUUUCAUUGGUAGACUGGUCUAUCGAGAAAGGAUACAUUUAUUAGAUAUUCUGGACAUCCAAUGCUUGGCUGAUCAUACGGAGUUGUACGAGUCUACGGUUGAGUCGGCAUUAACUGCAGUGGGAGUGGACAAAAAAGACACGUACGUGUGCGAGUUCCAUGAAGGGCGCCAGCUAUAUGGAUUUGGGCUCUACGAAAAUUUCGAAUCACUGGAUAGCCAAACUUCGGCGCAACAUGUGAAAACAGUGGAACACAUAUUGAAGCACAAGAAGGUGAUUGUUCCAAUACUGCAUAACAAUCACUUUUAUCUGACAUUGGUUGAUUUUGCAAAGAAGAGGCUGGAGCUUUUCAACUCCUUGAAAACAACGACGUCUUUGACAGCGCAAGGAGUAUUCAACCGGUGGAUGGACGUUUUGUCCUUUCUGUGUGCAUCCUCUAAAUCACUAAAAAAUGUGAAGAAAAAUCAGCACACUUGGACAUACGAUGACAUUCCAACAACACAACAAAAGGAUGGUGUCAGCUGCGGAAUUUUUGUUUUUUAUUUUGCGGAGCAGCUAUUGAAUGCAUGCUGCCUCCACUGCACCACCUGUCAUAGGACUGCCGACUGGGACGAAUGUGUCGCCAAAAACAAGUCCGUCGAAUGCACCAUUGAGGAGGUGAACAAUUUUCACCACUAUAUGUCCCAAGACAAUAGUGGUGUACCAGCGCUCGUCAAAGAAAUGGAAGAGAAUGUCACUUUCAGUUGUUACACGAUUGAAUCGACCAAACAUAAUACAUGGAAUGGCGUUCGCCAACCGAUUUUGUCGGCCGGAUGCACACUGGAGACGGUGGACAUUUGUGAUGGGUGGCCUUGGUAUAUUGAGAUUACUCGUUGCGGAAUGUGCAAUACAACUGGGCUUUGUUCCGGUGGUGAUAGAAGUUCAAUUGAAAGACUAGUGAUGGGA
Aedes albopictus (Asian tiger mosquito) is the source of this 12555-nucleotide messenger RNA. RefSeq lists its product as uncharacterized. The record is from RefSeq and is a predicted model, not a curated record. The transcript is spliced from 3 exons. The annotation marks the transcript as partial. Gene Ontology annotation, biological process: protein desumoylation; proteolysis. Gene Ontology annotation, cellular component: nucleus. Gene Ontology annotation, molecular function: deSUMOylase activity. NCBI's taxonomy places the organism in Eukaryota, Metazoa, Arthropoda, Insecta, Diptera, Culicidae.